AUGAGCACCUUGAUCUCUGAGUCACAUCGUAAUAAGAAUAUGGAAGGGAAUGAAAUAAUCAGUAUAGUGGGCAGCCCCUCGGUUGCGGGCGGCAGCCGUGGCCUCGUCGUGCUUGCUGUUUCGUUGGCGGCGCGGCAGCAAGGCGGAGGUCGCCUCGUGGUAUCUGCGGAUCUUCUCCCGGGCAAGGGAGGGCUGCUCGCCGUGGACUCCCGCCGGCGGUGGUUGUCGCUCUCCUCCGCUCCUUACCUCUACGAGCUACGGGAGAGGCGUAGGGCCGAGGCUGUCCGGCCGGAGGUCCUUGCCGGCAUCGGGCGGCCAGCUUAUGCUGGCACAGGUAAAGAGUACCUAUAUGCACAGCUUCCAGGAGACCUUCAAGGUUAUGGCCUAUCAUUUGUUGUGUCGGAGAGGCAAACACUUGACUGGUCCGACAUGUUUGUCAUCAUAGCUCAUCCGCCUGAGGCCCGAGAUCUGAGAUAUUGGCCUGUUCAACCGCAUACUUUCAGAUCUGAGUUGAUGAAAACUGCACAUUCUAUUGUUACCGUCAUUGCAAAAACACUAGAUAUCGAUCUCGAACUGAUGGUUGACAAAUAUGUGUGUCAAUAUUUGAGAAUGAAUUACUACCCUCCAUGCAUGACCAUGGCCAAGAAGGUUUUGGGCUUCUCGCCCCAUUCAGAUGGGUCUUUUCUAACCUUCCUUUUAGAAGUUAAUUCAGUGGAAGGCCUUCAAAUUAAAAGGCACAAUGCAUGGAUUCCUGUGAAACCAAAUCCUAAUGCAUUGUUGGUGAAUGUGGGUGACUUUCUUGAGAUUAUGUCGAAUGGGAAAUAUAAGAGUAUCGAGCACAGGGUCACAAUAAACACCAAUCAGGAACGGUUGACCUUGUCUGCGUUUCACGUUCCAUCGCUUGAUGGGGUAGUUUCACCAGUAACGGAUAUUGCAGAAGAGAGGCCCCUGUACAAGGCAGUGGGGGUAGAAGAGUACUCGAAACUCUACAUGUCAAACAAAUUAGACGGGAAGAGAGCAUUGGAUCAUGCAAAGUUACUUUAA
Molecule: messenger RNA, 1044 nt
Organism: Panicum virgatum (switchgrass)
Lineage: Eukaryota; Viridiplantae; Streptophyta; Magnoliopsida; Poales; Poaceae
Product: 2-oxoglutarate-dependent dioxygenase 11-like
Exons: 5
Coding region: 1-1044 (347 amino acids)
Source: RefSeq, a predicted model, not a curated record